Molecule: messenger RNA, 1518 nt
Organism: Limanda limanda (common dab)
Lineage: Eukaryota; Metazoa; Chordata; Actinopteri; Pleuronectiformes; Pleuronectidae
Gene: anks1ab
Product: ankyrin repeat and sterile alpha motif domain containing 1Ab
Exons: 12
Coding region: 1-1518 (505 amino acids)
Cellular component (GO): cytosol
Molecular function (GO): protein binding
Source: RefSeq, a predicted model, not a curated record
AUGAUGUGGCAGUGCCAUGUGUCGUCCUCUGAGUGCCGCUGCUACCGGCUGAACGGCUUCUCCCUGCUGAAGCGCUUCCCUCUCUCGGCAGAUGGGGCCUGCGGCCGAGCCCUGGACCAGCCGGUGGGCGAGUGGCUGGAGCACGUGGGCCUGCCGCAGUACGAGAGCAAGUUCCUGGUCAAUGGCUUUGACGACCUGCGUUUCAUGGGAGGUAACGUGAUGGAGGACCUGGACCUCCGAGACGUCGGGAUCACCGACCCAGGACACAGGAAGAAGAUCCUCCACGCGGCGCGCAACCUGCCCAAGGUGAAAGCUCUGGGCUGUGAUGGCAGCACGUCUCUGGCCUCCUGGCUGGACGGCCUCGGUCUGCAUGAAUACCUUCCCAACUUCCUGUCAAGCGGCUACCGCACGCUGGAGUGUGUGAAGAACCUGUGGGAGCUGGAGAUCGUCAAUGUGAUUAAAAUCGGCGCCCUGGGCCACAGGAAGAGGAUCAUCGCCUCCCUGGCAGAGAGACCCUACGAAGAGGCUCCCAGCAAGUCCCGCCGCCUGUCCCCCAUCAUGUUUCAUGACCUCCUGUCCCAGACCACGUCCCCCCUGGGUCAGAUGGACCCCUACACCAGUCGCUCCAUGGACAUGCUCCUACCGCUGAGCGACUCGGACCGCCGGCGGAGAGCAGCGGACCAGGACUGUAGUGUGUCUCUGAGGUCGUACAGCGAGAGGCCGCGCUCGGUAUGGAAAAUUUUCUCUUUUCAUUGCGAUCACCAACAUCUGUUUUUUCCCUCUCUGCAGGACAGACAGAGCGAGCGGCACAAAGACUCUCGUAUAAACCUCCGGCCGCCGAGCCAGUCUGCGACCUACGCCACGGUGUCGGCCUGGCAUCACCAGCCCGAGAAACUCAUCCUGGAGUCCUGCGGCUACGAGGCCACCUACCUCGGAUCAAUGAUCAUCAGGGAUCUACGAGGGAUCGAGUCCACACAAGACGCCUGUGCCAAAAUUAGGAAAUCAAAAGACUCUAGAAAGGGUCCAGUUGUCAUCCUGUCCAUCACCUACAGGGGGGUCAAGUUCAUCGAUGCAGCCACGAAGUCCAUUGUCGCAGAGCACGAGAUCAGGAACAUCUCCUGCGCCGCCCAGGACCCAGACGACCUCUGCACUUUUGCUUACAUCACCAAGGAUCUGAAGAGUGGCCACCACUUCUGUCAUGUCUUCACCACCGUGGAAGUGACGCAGACCUACGAGAUCAUCUUGACGCUGGGACAGGCCUUCGAGGUGGCCUACCAGAUGGCCAUCCAGUCCAGGGCGAGACAGUACGUCCCCCCCUCGUCUCACGUCCCGGAGGUCAUCGAGACCAAAACCACCCGUCCUGCGUCCCAGUCUUGGAGCAGCAUGCGGAGAUCAGCAAUCGACCCCCUGGAGAUGGACGCAGACAUGCAGUCCCUGGGCAGCACCACCUGGCUCUUGGACCAGCGCGACUCCAACAGGCGGCCCGUCAGCACCAAGUACGAGACCACCAUAUUCUGA